Molecule: messenger RNA, 8416 nt
Organism: Portunus trituberculatus (swimming crab)
Lineage: Eukaryota; Metazoa; Arthropoda; Malacostraca; Decapoda; Portunidae
Gene: Ge-1
Product: enhancer of mRNA-decapping protein 4-like
Exons: 25
Coding region: 138-4493 (1451 amino acids)
Biological process (GO): deadenylation-independent decapping of nuclear-transcribed mRNA
Cellular component (GO): P-body
Molecular function (GO): protein binding
Source: RefSeq, a predicted model, not a curated record
CGCAGCUCUAGUAUUUCGCACGAUAGCGGCUCGCGGUGACAACUUGUCUACCGUUUGAAAACACACCCUGAACACUGGCAUUUCCUCGUCUCCCUCGCCAUUUUCCGUCAUAACCAAGUGUCAUUCUUGGUGGCCAGAUGGAGUCAGCUGGAUAUGAGGAAAGUGUUGGAUGCCGCCAGGCUAUCCUGAGCAACAACCAAACCACCCAGACCAUUUCAUUCGGUGCCAGUGAGGAGAGGUGGAGCAGUGUGGUGGUGGGGUCUGAGGUGCAGGUGGAAGUGGGCGCCACAAACCACACCUCCGGUUCCUCGGCAAUCACCACCCGCAACAUCAGCAAUUACUCCUGGGACCACCACUACCUGUCUGGCAGCCUGGUGGCCCAGCAUUCCUCAGGCAACUAUGUGGCCUAUGCCAUCAGGGCUCCCCAGAAGACCAGCGGCAUGGUGCGCAUCAUCAACAACAAGACCGGGGACCGUGGCCUCGUCAGGAACAUCAGAGGGAUGGUGCGAGACCUUGCCUUUGCCCACAUUACCAACCGCAUCAUCCUGGCCUUUACUGACCAGUUUGGGACACUUUAUGUAUGUGAGGUCACAGACACUUCCAGUGGCACUUCACUCAACACUGAGAUCCUGGUGGAGGUGGCCAGCAACAGCAAUGAGGCCAGUGACCACCACCGUGUGAUCUGGUGCCCAUACAUCCCUGAUGAACAGGCUGGGGGAGAGGAGGGGGAUGAGCCAGCUCACCUCUUAGUGCUGACUCAUGGCCCUUGUGCUGAGAUCUGGAACAUCAGCGUGGUGCUGCGGGAGCACGGGGGGGGGCAGCUGCGGCGUGAGCAAGUCGCCUCAGGUUACCAGCUGAUGGAGCAGCACUCGGCCCCAAUCACUGAUGCUGCCUUCAGUCCAGAUGGCACAGCAUUGGCCACUGCUGCUCUUGACGGCUAUGUCAAGUUCUUCCAGGUGUACAUGGCUGAUGAAGAGAAAUCACCGCGCUGCCUGCACCAGUGGAAUCCUCAUGAUGGGAAGCCCCUCUCAGCACUGUUCUUCCUGGAUGAUCACAAGCAUCACAGUCCUGAUGUACAGUUCUGGAAGUAUGCUGUCACGGGCGCCUGCAACAAUUCAGAGCUGCGCGUGUGGUCCUGUGAGUCAUGGCAGUGCCACCAGACGCUGCGCUUUGUGCCGGCACUGCAGGACCCGCCACAGACGCCCCUGAUAUUCAAAGCCACCAUGGAUCCCUCAGCCAACUUCCUGCUGCUCUCGGACAUUCACCGCAGGGUGAUGUAUGUAGUGGUGGUGUACCAGGAUGAAAACAGUGGUGGAGGAGGGGGAGGGGGAGGAGGGGGAAAUAGUAUUAGUGGAGGUAUUGGUGGAGGGAAUUGCUGUGUAGGGAAGAGCAGUGGUGGUGGAGGGGUGGGGGGCAGUGCACAGCUGGUGUCGGUGUCGGAGCUGCCAGUGCAGUACCCAGCACUGUUCCUCUCCAUCACGGAUGCUGCCUGGAAGCCUUACAAGCUGUGGAAGCACGACCACAUGCAUGAUGCUGCUCAAAAUGCUCAUGAUGAGGAGGACAUGGAGAGCCUGGACAUGGUGGAUGGCGUGGUGCUGCGGUGUGUCCUCAUCAACACUGUGUCCCUGCAGGAAGCUACCCUCAGAUUCAAGCCAGACAUCCCCCUCACUGGGCCUCCCACACACCACCAUGACCUUAGUGUGUCCCGGGACUCUAUAAACGUGCGUGAUGGCUUGACAGACUUAAGCCUGAGCACAUCUGAGGUGGACACAAAUGUAAGUAGGGAGAGGGAGGACAGGGAGGAAGAGCAGCCACCUCCCCCUCCACCUCCUCCAGAUGCCCUCACCUCCCCUCAGAGCUCCAGUCUCUCCUCUCAGCACAACACUCCGGCAUCCACCCAGCCUCCCAUGAACCUGCUCACACCAGACUCCUUCAGCUCUCCUAGACGGCCGGAGGAUUCAGACCUUCCUGAGGAGGACAAUGAGGAAGGCUCUGUGUCUAGCAAGGUCACACCCAACAAGUUUGAUGUGCCGUACGCACCAGACUUUGAGAAUGCCGCUCUGUCUCUGCUGCUGCGGUGUGGAUCAGGAACCCUCAUGCAGAGCAGCGACUCAGAGAGCAGCAGCAGCCUCAAGAUCCUUGGUUCUGUGGUGGCCGGCUCCUCCACUACCCCUCCAGCAACUGCUCUCCCCCCUCCCUCCACUACCCCUCAUCCUGUCCCUCUGCAGGAUCAUGAAGUCCCCAUUGCCACUGCUGAGGUAGUGGUGCCAAGUAGUGGGGGUGUGGGUCGCACAGGUGCCAGCACCACCUCCUCCCCAUCCCUGGAAGUACAACAGAUCCUGCACUCCCAGAAUGGGAAGAGUGAGGAGUUUGCAGAUGAGGAUGACGAGGACCCAAGAGCCAGGGAUGAGGCUGGUAUGGCAGAAGACGAAGAGGAAGGAGAUGAUGAUGAUGAAGAGGAGGAGGAGGAGGAGGAAGAAGGAGAAGAGGAGGAAGAUGAGCCUGAAGCACACCGGCAACCUCCCUCCUCCCAUAGCCAUCCACCACCACCACCACCACCAGACCACCAAGCCUUGCCUCAGCCUCUUUCCUCCUCCAUUGUCAAGCCCCCGACAUCCUUGCCUCAGCCACCUGCAUCAGUCAUAGUCAAACCAAAACCUCCUACAUCCCUCCCACAGCCACCAACACAGCCCCCAUCCUCCCUUCCCCAACCUCCACUGCCCUUACCAGAGCAGUCUCCUCCCUUACCCUCAAAGACACCAACAUCCGGGCAGCAGUCCUCUCCUUCCUCGCUGCCACGGCCACCACCAUCAUCCUUACCACAGGUGCCUCCCUCAUCCCUGCCACAGAGCCUGCCCUCAUCUCUCCCUCAGACAGGCUCCUCGGUGCCACAACCUCUCAACACCCUGGCUCAGCUGACUCAGAAGCAGGCAGGAAUGCAUAGUCAUGAGGUGGAUCUCCCCAAAGCCCCUACACAGCCACUGGAUCUGUUUGCGUCAGUGCGUGGUCUCCCCACACAGCUGACGUGUGCCCAGCUAGAAGCGGAGAUCAAAGCUGGAACUGUCAGCCCAGAAACUUCAACUUCCCCUGCUGCCAUGACACACCAGAGCAACUCAGCGCAGAUCAAGAAUGAAAAAGGCUUCAAUUCUGUAGGCCACCCAUCAGGCUCCCCAGCUGCUGACCAACUCAAUGGUCCUGUGACACCAUCUGUGACGCCUGAUGAUGUGGCUCAACUUCGCACUCUAAUGAUGGGCUGUGUGAGCAUUAGCCGAGAGCAGGGCCAGGUAGCUGUCUCCCAGGUGCGCUCCCUCGCCUCCAAGAUGGAUAAGACACUCCAUCACCUGACGCAACUGACCAAGCAACUGGAUCUCUCUUUGGUCAGGGUGGAGGAAGUGAAGUCAGCUCAGUCACAGAUUCAGAUGGAGCUUCCCCGGGCACUGGCUGCUGCACUGCGGCCUGUGGUGGAGGGCACACUGAGGAAUGAGCUGAGGACAGUGGUGCUUCCAGGUGUGGUGAAGAGCUUGGAGCCCCUCAGCUCUCAUCUCACACAGGAGGUGCAUUCACUCACCAAGAACAGUGAAGGGCAGGUUCUGGAUAGCCUCACUAAAGUCAUUCACUCAAGGUCUUUCAUUGAUGGCAUCGUGGGCUCUGUGGGGACGGCUGUGGCAUCGACUGUGCAGAGCUCCUGCCGUGAUGCUUACAACAAGCUGCUACUGCCUGGCCUUAAUGCUCUCACACAGCAGAUCUUUGCACAAGUCAAUGAAAACUUCAGCCGAGGCACUAGAGAGUAUCUACAGAACCUAGAGAAUGAGGUGCAGGGCGGCCGGACAGCAGUACAGGAGAACAUGGGGAAGGUGUCACAGUCCCUGACUUCAGCGUGCAGCACUCUUUCCUCCCACUCCAAGUCUCUACAAGACAAUGUCAACAAGCUUGUGUCUCAGCAAAACACGUUGUCUGACACCCUAACUGAGAGGAUACGAGGGCUGGUACGAGAGGAAGUGACCCACAUCCUGCAAGAACACCAGGCCAGCCUGGAUGCCUGUAGCCGUGCCCACACUCCAGCCCCCACGCCUCACGCCCACAACCCAAAGGUGGCUCAGCAGCAGGUGCAGGGACUUAUCUCCCAGGGACAGUUCAACACUGCCUUCAAGCAGGCCCUCUCUGCCUCGGAUCUGAGUCUUGUCAUGUUUGUCUGUGAACGUGUCAACCCGCAGCAGGUAUUCAACAUGACGCCAUGUCCUCUGAGUCAGGAUGUGCUCCUCUCUCUUGUCAACCAACUCUCUUAUGACCUCACUGUCUUCACUGACCUCAAACUCAAGUAUCUGGAGGAGGCCAUCAUGAACCUGGACUCCUCCCACCCAGUGACACGGGAACACAUGCGCUCUGUGUUGCAAGGCUUCCAGCGCAAUAUGAACAUGUACCUCAUGACUCACCCCAACAACAAAAAGGUCAAAAUGCUGCUGAUGGCUGUGAACCACUUGGUCACCUCAUAGGGAGGUGACUUGCAAGAUUGGUGAGGGUAUACAUAGACAGGGAUGAAGCAGAACAAUGUACAUAAGUAUUUCUUCACCAUAUACAAAUAUAAGAUGAUAUUAGCUAUCUUGUUUGGUGCUGUGUGUGUAUGUUCAUGUGUGUGUGUGUGUGUGUGUGUGUGUGUGUGUGAGAGCUGAAGAAAUGACAGAAUUCUUGUGUGUAUGUGUGUGCCUGUGUUGUGUGCUGCUGCACAUGUUAUAAACAAAAAUGUAAAUAUGAUGCAUUUUACUGUGUACAUAUACAUAUUAUGAACCCUAAUUCUGCCAUAGAAAAAUUCUAAUAACUAAACUCAAUCAUUGGUUAUUUAUUCAUUUUAUUGAAAUUUCAAUAUGUUGCUGUCAAUAGUUUUGUGUGAAAGUGGCACAUGAUAUGGCUUGUGAAGUUGUUUCUUUGAUUUUGCAGGUUAAUUUUAAGUUGUUGAUAUAUGUAGGAAUUAUAUUUACUUUGGAAGUUAGUUAUUUCAAACCCCAAGUAAUGUAUAAGUUGAGUAAAGGAGUGGCACUGAAGGCAGAGAGUGCAGGCUCACUGAGGGUGUGUGCAUCAUGCAGUCUUUGUAGCUGUGUGGUUAAUGUGCUUAGGAACAGUUUUGUAGUCUGUCCGUUUGUCUUUCUGUCAGUCUCUCUCUCUCUCUCAGUCCCUUCAUAUCUACCAUCUCACUAUGAAUCUUUUGUCAAUCUAUCUCUGUCAGUCUGUCUCUCAAUCCAUUUGUUAUUAGGACCACCUGUUCCUAAGACUUCUCCAAGUAGAUGACCAUGGCUGGAGAGGCUCCACUCAUUGUUGUCCCUGUGUACCCUCUCAUUCACUUCACACCACCCUAACUCUCACCUUCUGCCAUCCCAUUUCUCUUUGAGUGAUGUCAUUGUUUUGCAUCUGCAGUAUCUACAAUGCUCAUGUAUAUUCUCAUAGUCAUCAGUCAUACAAUUUUCUACAAUAUCUUUGGCCAAAACAUCUUUGAACCAUCUACUUGACCAUCUCAAGUCACAUUUGAUUUCUUCACCUUUAUUGAUAUACCACUCCUGUUAAACACACUCAUCUUGCAUUACAUAGUACAGAUUAAUUUUUCUUAAUUUCUUGUAACCUUGCAACCUUUAGCGUAAGAUCGGAGAUAGUCCGUCCUGGGAGUAAUGAUUUUGUUUUGACGUAGGUGCUGCUUUGUAAUUUUUAUUUCAUUGCGUACACCAACUCUAAUUAUUUCUUUUUCUUUCUUAAAAUCUUUAUAUAAGGAAUGUUGCCAUGAAAAGUUGCAAAUGUAUUUUCUCCUAUAAGUCUUGUGUGAUCUUCAUGUGAUCAGUCAUGUACAUACUGCUGCUGCACCAUUUCAUAUCCUGAAUAUGAAUUUUCUUUCUUGCAAUAUUCUAAAAUACAAGUCAAUGAUAGUUUGCCCUUUUAAUAGUUAACGACUGAUGGUGCUACACCUGUCUUCUGACCUGUUUGCUUGUGUCAGUGGGGAAGGUACUGCUGGCUUCAGACUGCUGUUCUAAAGGUUUCAGCCACCGUAGGAUGUAGGUCAGUGGUUCCCAACCUUUUCCUGUAGAGUCACUGCAUACCACCUGGUUCCAGAAAACUCAGUUCCAGUAAAUAUCAGUUUAUUCACAAGUAAAACAAUGAACUAAUAACAAGGAACAUACUUGUUUAAUGUGAGGGAUGCAUCUGUUUCUUUUUCACCAAGUGACCAAUACCAGAUUAUCUUGUGUAAGGCAAUAAUAAUUUUUCUGAGAAAUGAAUGAAUUUAAUUUAACUAAAAAUUGCAUAUGAUCCUAAAAGUCCUCAUAUACCACCUGCAAGGUCUUCACAUACCAGUACCACAGGUUGGGAACCACUGAUGUAGGGGCAUGGAAACCAUUUAUUGUUGAGUUCUGGCCAUCUUAGCAGUGUUGUUCUUACACCUGUCAGAGGAAGCAGCAGGAGGGCAUGGUAUUAAUCUCAGAGGAAAUACUAAAGGUAUCUAUUUUUAUGGUAAUUUACUCUUGUUGGAAGUGGAGGAUGUGGACGUGAAAGGAAAGCUGUUCAUGCUGGAGUAAUCAGCCUUGAUCGGGGAUUCUGUGCAGUAUUUUUAACUGAAUCUAUGCAUUGUGCAAAAAACUGAUGUCAUAUUAGAAAGAUUUCACAUUGUGAUUUAUUUAAGUUGUAUUUAUGAUCAACUUUUAAUGUAUUAGAAUUAUAUUUUGUAAAUUUUUUUUGUAUUGUAAACGAAGGUGAUAUUCAGAUUGUGAAUAAUUGAGUUAUCUCCUAGUUUCUGUUGUAAGGGAGGAAGAAUAGCUUGUGGGCAUGUCAUGAUAAUGGCAUUAAAUGAGGAGGGGGAUUAAUUAUUUGCAUCCACCUUGCUUUAGUGAGGAGAAUACUGGAGCUGAGUGUAAGGAAGGACUUUGAGAAUACUGAAUGGAAAGUACUCUUGCAGCAUGGGAGCCUUGUGUGUGUCACUCAGUUGUACGGUAGCCUCGCUUGCCAUGGCUCGAGUCUUGUAUUAUAGUACAGUAGUAGUACUAUAUAGUUUUGGAAAGUGUUCAUGUCAUGGAAAUUGGCUAGGAACUUGUAGAAAAGAAAUGUAUAAAAAAGUAUUGUGUAGAGGUUUUGUAUUUUUUUAUGUGAACUCAAGGAGAACUGUGACUGGAAGCAUGGAGUGAACCUAAGGUCAAAUAUGCUAUGGAAGGAGGACAAUCUGGUUGCACACUCUUGUAGUUGUGUAGGGAGAUUACUAACAGCAUAUUCCCUGUAUGUCAUGAGAGGGGACUAAAGGGAUAGGAUAUAUACUGAGGGGACUGGGGAUCCUUACUCUGUGUUUUUAUUCCUACAGUGAAACAAGGCACGAUGUCUUGCAUUGGCCUCCACUCCUGAAAGGGAGGUCAGUUUGGUGUGUAUGUAUAUGUGCUUGUAUAUCUGAAAUAAUUUUCCAUACUUUUUAUGUUGAUUCAACUUGUAUAGUGAUCUGAGGUGUUUUGUUUGAGUGUUUGUGGGUGAGUGGCAUACCUACGGUGAGUGUGGUGUACAUAUUUCAAAGACAAGGUUUGAGGGACUGUCUUUUUGCCUUAGGAAUGUGAGUGAGAGCAGAGUUGGGUGGGGGGAGGGUUAGUAGGAGCCAAUCUACCAUGAAGGGUUUACAAUAGUACUAAGUAUUCAGAUAGAUGAAAAGUAGCCACCUUUACCUGGGAGCAGAAAAAUGAUACAGCAAAAUGUUACUUUUGUUGUGUUCAUGUGGAUAAUUUUGUCAAUGGGUUUGUGCUUCAGACUUUAAAGUAUUGUUUCCCUAUUAUAAUUACAUGUAUGUUUGUGUCUCCUGAAAUAAUGAUUAGGCUCAUAUACAAGCUGUUUGUAAUGUGUUCCAUAAUUCAUAUUUCUGAGUAUCUGCAUAUACUAAUUAAUUUUGUGUUAGGAACGGUGUAUUUUAUUUUUGUACAGAAACUCAUUGUGUUUAUGUAUACAAACAUUUUUCUAGAGAUGGAGAGAAUUUUAUGAGAAUCUUGUACUUUGUUUGGUGAUGUACAUGAGAUGAAGGUUGGCCAAAAUGUGAUAUUAGCUUAUGGCAGCAGAGGCACCACCACCACCAUCACUUGAAUAUGUCAGGUAGUGUCCUGUAAGAUGAGUGCUGUGAAUCCUCUGUCACAAGAACAUCUGUAUAAUUUUUUUUUGUCAUGAUUUUUGUGUUCAUUAUUUGUUCUUGCAUUAUCUUAUAAGGUGGAAUGGGAAAGAAGGUGGUGUCACUGUGGCCUGUGUGUCUUCUUAGCCAAACUUUGCUCUCAAGUUGUUAUUCUUAUUAGGAUAUUCCCAUGAUAGUGGUUUUGGAAAUUUAAUUCCUUGUGUCACAUUGAAAUAAAAACAGAUUCUUGCAAUUAAUUUUUGGACAUGUAAUUGUAUUUUUAGUUAUAUGAAUAAAUUAAUUAUUUAA